Molecule: messenger RNA, 1545 nt
Organism: Clonostachys rhizophaga
Lineage: Eukaryota; Fungi; Ascomycota; Sordariomycetes; Hypocreales; Bionectriaceae
Source: the annotation of a GenBank genome assembly
AUGAGCCACACAAUUGAGCAGACAACUGACUUCCUACUUGGCCUUGGCCUUACGACACCCCAACGCAAUGUGAUCCUGGAGGAGGUCUCGAAAGAGAACAGCAAAGUGGUAGACGCUGUGGUCUCCCAGCUGUUUCCGGACCAGGUUGACUUUCCUGGUGCUGAGGCUUACACACAGUCGAUCAAAGGGAAUUGGUCAUACCUUGCCCGCAGAGAAGCUUCGGCUGUCUUUCAUCCAACCUCUCCCGGUCACGUGGCUCUAAUUCUCAAAGCACUUGAGUUUUUCGGGGAAAAGUUUGCGAUACGGGGAGGAGGACACUCUCCAAACCCAGGCUGGGCGGGAAUCCAGGGUGGCCUGCUCAUCAGCACUGACCGCCUGAACAAGCUCGAGCUGGAUGGGGACUCGGGCGUAGUGAGUGUUGGCGCCGGCAACCGCUGGCGGGACGUGUACAAGUACCUCGAUGAAUUCAAACUCAUCACUACUGGGGGCCACUCGGCCCCAGUGGGAUGUGUAGGCCAGAUUACAGGAUGCGGAAACUCCCCCUGGUUUCACAAAUACGGGUGGUCUAGCGAGAACGUGGUCAACUUCGAAAUUGUCACUAGCGGAGGGAAUAUUCUCAACUGUAACAAAGACGACAAUGCUGACCUGUGGUGGGCUCUCAAGGGAGGUUCUAACAAUUUUGGCAUUGUCACACGCUUGGACAUGAAGACAUUUCCCUGCCCUAAUGGUGUCUGGGGAGGCUAUAUCUACUGGCAGCAUACUCCAGAGUUACAGCGCAACACGGUCGCGGCGUAUUACGACUUUGCGAUGCAGCGCAUCGGCGUCGAUCCCGGCGUGGAGACGCUCGCAGGAUGGAGAGUCUUCGAUGGCCACAAGUGCAUCCAAUGUGUCCUAUCGGCUGAUCGCAAUGUUCCUGGAGGCGGUCACCCUGAAGCGUUCGAUGGCUUCUAUGACCUAAGCCCUGACGGACAGGCCGGAAAUUGCAAGCCCAGUGAGCUUGCUGCUCAUGAUGUUAUCGACGAAGGAAACGAGGACCCGUCCAUCUAUUUCUCGGAAAACACUCGAUCGAGUAUGCUCAAUAUCACGGUUAAGACAGACCUAUUGUACCUACAGGAGGCUGCCGAGAUUUUCUUUGAGACUUACGCAGAGUCGAGCCAGACCAAAGGGGCCAUCGCAUGUUUGAAUCUUUCUCCGAUUGCGGCGCGAACCAUCCGAAUGUCAAAUAAGAGGGGAGGCACGGCUCCUGGGUGGGACGAGGAGGAUCAAACGAUUGUGUUUCUCGACAAUGCUUGGAUACGGGGCGAAGAUGAUGACUACAUGCUGAGUACAGGGAACCGGUGCAUCGAGCGUCUGCGCGCUGCUGCCCAGAAGCGUGGUGUUCUCAAGCCACAGAUUUGGAUGAACAAUGCUGGCCCUGAUGACGAUGUCAUCGGCAGCUACUCUCCAGACAACCUGAAGCGACUUCGGGAGAUUGCUGCUAAGCACGACCCCAAUCAGACUUUCCAAGUUCUGUGCAGCGGAGGCUACAAGCUCGGUCAGAAGUAA